AUGUGUUACUAUUGUCGCUACUUAGCACAUGAAAAAUUAAUUAUUUAUGACGAUGAACAAUAUCUAAGCAAUCAUGUAAAAUAUCAUCAUGUAAGAUCGUGUUACUUAACGACAGUUUUACGUUUGAUCGGCAUAACGUUGUUUUUCGUUAUGCUCAACAUUACGAUUGUUCUCUCACAAUCAUCACAAGUUCAACAACAAAAAGAUCAAUCGUCUCAAGAUUUCUACAGUGUUAAUAAAGUCAAUGACGAAAAUCAUCAACAAGCAAAACAUCAUCAGUCCCAUUCAUCAUCAACAUCCUCGACGAAUUCGUCUACUCAGCGAAAGACUAAACGUUUAACAUUCGAGAAACGUCUCAUUCGCGAUUUACUUGAUAAUUAUCCAACGAUAUAUGCACGUCCAAUCCGCAAUGUAUCUCAACCAUUAGUAAUCACAUUUGGUUUAACAUUCACACAGUUAUUUGAUUUGGGUUCGACCGGUCAAAAAAUGCAAACAAAUACAUGGAAAACAUUCACCUGGCAAGACAUGAAUCUCGUCUGGGACCCGAAAGAUUACGGUGGAUUAGCUACUGUAUGUCUGCCAGCUGAUUCAAUCUGGACACCAGAUGUCGUUCUCUAUAAUUACGCUGAUGAACGUCUGAAAGAUUGGCGUGAAAUCUCGGCCGUCAUACAAAGUACAGGUGAUGUUUUAUAUGUUCCUGCCAUCAUGCAAUUCAGUAUCUGUUUCCUCGAUAUAACUAAUUUUCCUUUCGAUAUCCAUCAAUGUUCAUUGGAGUACCGUUCGUGGACAUACGAUAAUACGAAAGUGGAACUGGAAUUCAAAGAUAAUAAGAAAAGUAUGGAUAUGACUUCAUACAUAGUUUCGAACGAAUGGAAAAUCGAUCAACUCGAAGCAGAAAAGUCGUUAGCUAAUGGAACGUUCUCCUUAUUAAAGUAUACGUUAAUCAUCGAACGCAAGGGUGGCCUCUAUGGUUAUAUUUUAAUUUUACCUUGUUUACUUUUAUCUGCAGCAACGAUGGUUGUCUUUUGGAUUCCACCCGAAUCGCCAGCGAAAAUGAUCUUAACUGUCUCGAUCUUCUCCGGCCUUUUUCUUCUAUUACUUCUGCUGGCUGAAUCUAUGCCAAGUGGAGGUGGCACGCCGAAAAUUGGUUAUUAUUAUUGCGUUAACAUGGUUGUUGUGUGUGUAACAGGCGUUCUUGCCACUGUCGUCAUCCAUAUCUACGUUCGGGGUGAUCGUCGUCAAGGAAUUUCCCCAACGGUGCGUCGCAUAUUUCUUCACUUUCUCGGACGCUUGUAUUGUAUGGUUCCUAAGACACCGCCAGCAGUAUCGGCGAAUGUGUCAUCUCGUCACGGUCCACCUUCCCCUGGUGCUCUUGUUCUACCGGAACAAAUCUUUCUUACCCCGCACUAUCACGAAGAAGAAUUUUCGAAGAAACUCAGAUUACUCAAACAACGCUUCCAUGAAUACCAUCAGCAACAAAAGCAAGGUUUAAUCAAUGAAAAUUCGAGUACAAGUGAAACCAUGGCGGCGCUGAAUUUAAACUUACGUUCAAUCGAGAACGAUCUCAAAGAAGUCCGAGAUUAUCUCCGACAUAUGAAAAAGAAAAUUGAAAGUACAGAUCAAUCGAUCAAAAAUGCCGACGAUUGGAAGAGCGUCGCACUUGUCAUUGAUCGUACAUUUUUCUUUAUCUACUGUAUUUGGUUUGUUAUUUCUCUCGUUGUUAUGUUCCCCAAAACUGGUGCAUUCACAAGUAAUUUACCGAUACAUGAUCCAACAGCAUCAAUAAAUACUACAAUGUCUACGAAUAAUUUAACGAUGAUUUAA
This is a messenger RNA of Adineta ricciae, 1824 nucleotides long. The record is from the annotation of a GenBank genome assembly. Lineage: Eukaryota; Metazoa; Rotifera; Eurotatoria; Adinetida; Adinetidae.